ACUUAUCUCCCUCUCUGCGGCUCUGCGGAACUCAAACGCAAUCCAGACGUGAGGUGUGGCCUCCGGCAGACCGCGCCCAGUGCCCCGCCCACACACGGCUUAGCCCACCCGGCCCCCUUUGCGAUCCCUGCCGGAAGUCGCGAGGGACGGAGCUUUUUCAUGGAGACACUCCGGAGAGCCGCGCUGCGAAGUUUUGAGAGUUCUCGGCUAAGCCCUGGGAGCGCCAGGCAAGGGUGCGGGGUAAAUGCUAAACCAGAGCUCAGACGCAUAGAAUCGCUGGCUCCUUAGCUGCAGGCGGAAAUGAGGCCGGACCUCACAAUCCCUAACUGACCCGGCUGCCUCGCGGGGUGGGGUCAGCCGGUUCUCCAAAGGCGCCUAGAAGAGGGGGGCAGCGUUUAAAUAAAAGGCUUUGUUGUUCUGAGUCCCUGCUUUUCCGCGUCCAGUGAGGCUGUGGCAGUUCACCUAUUUGUAAAGUGGGGUCAUAAGUUCGUGCCUCGUAGUGGGGAAAUUGAGACGUAACGUGGAGGCCGCGUGCUCUCUGUCGAAGCCGUCGGCUCCACUUCGGCCCGCGAACGUUCCCCCCCCCCCCACUCCACCCUCUGACCGUUUUUCUGGAGAGGAUAGUCUUCGUUCUUUUCUGUUCUUGGGAAUUAAGGACGGCCCCUUGGUCGCUGUAGCGCACCUUUCACGGGUUGGGGGCGUACCCGGAUGUGCUCCUACGGAAUCCGGCUGAGCCGCGCGGCGUCUCACCACGGCGACGGCGGGGGCCCCGCGGCGAUUCUGCCGCUGCGCCUGCUUCUGCUCGGAGAACUUGUACGUGGCGCGCUACGGGCUGCACCUACGCUUCCGCAGCGAGCAGCAGCUGCGCCAGGAUUACGGUCCUGAGGGGAAACUGAGGCUCAGAGAUGUUAAAGGACUUGCACAAAGUCACGCAAUCAUGUUCACUGGUCUUUCUGCUCCCAGAUCCUGCGCAGCCGAGGCUGUGUCAGCACCAAGGACUUCCAACAGCUCUUGGCAGAGCUUCAGCAGGAGGUGGCACGGCGGCAGAGGCUGGGGCAGGAGUCAGCUGCCAGGAAAGCCCUCAUCGCCAGUUCUUACCACCCAGCACGGCCAGAGGUUUACAAUUCACUGCAGGAUGCAGCUCUGGCUCCUGAGUUUCUGUCCGUUGCAGAGUACAGUGCAUCUCCAGGUGCAGACCUCCAAAGCCUUCUCCAGCGGCUGCAGACAGUAUCAGAAGAGAAGCGCAUCUACCGGGUGCCUGUAUUUACUGCGUCUUUCUGCCAAGCCCUGCUGGAGGAGCUGGAGCAUUUUGAGCAGUCAGACAUGCCCAAGGGAAGGCCCAACACCAUGAACCAUUAUGGGGUGCUGCUGCAUGAGUUGGGCCUGGAUGAACCACUGGUGACACCACUGCGGGAACGCUUCCUGCAGCCAUUGAUGGCCCUGCUGUACCCAGACUGUGGUGGGGGCCAGCUUGACAGUCACCGCGCCUUUGUGGUCAAAUAUGCACCAGGCCAGGACCGUGAGCUGGGCUGCCACUAUGAUAAUGCUGAGCUCACUCUCAAUGUGGCCCUGGGCAAGGCCUUCACAGGAGGUGCCCUAUACUUUGGAGGCCUCUUCCAGGCACCAGCAGCCCUGACAGAGCCCCUGGAGGUGCAGCAUGUGGUGGGCCAGGGUGUCUUGCACCGGGGCGGACAGCUGCAUGGGGCCCGGCCGCUAGGCACUGGUGAGCGCUGGAACCUCGUGGUGUGGCUCCGGGCCUCUGCUGUGCGCAACCGCCUCUGUCCUAUGUGCUGCCGUGAGCCAGACCUGGUGGACGACGAGGGAUUUGGUGAUGGCUUCACCCGGGAGGAGCCCACCACGGUGGAUGUGUGUGCGCUAACUUGAGCCUGGUUUGGCCCAGUGGUGGUGGGGAGGUGGUGUGGCAAGUGAGGACUUGCCAUCUCAGGUUGGAAGGGGCAGAAAUAAACUUGCAACCAUGGAACUCCUUGGAUCAAAAGGUUAGGCCAGCAUCUGGGUCAUUAUUUCCAGAGGUAGGCUGGCUUAGUGCAGGUUUGCUUGAAGCAGACCUUGAUAUGGGGAUUCAUGGAGGGUGGAUCCUCAGAGGGGAGUAGGGGGAAGCAGGAGAGGGUACUGAAAAUGGCUUCACAAAGAUGUGGUUUCAGGUGACAGUCCAGCAUCAGCCUGCUCCUGGGGAGCUCCAGAGCUAGAAUUCCCACAGUUGGUUCCUAGUAACAGUUAGUGGCUCCUGGAUAGAGCUGCAGAGGCAGGAGUAACUUCCCAGACAUCUGCCUCCAGGGGAGGGUGGCUCCCAGUGGCUGCAGGAGGCCUUCAAUGAAGAGUAUUAGUGGUGGACAGCACCAAUUGCAACCUCUGAAGGGUGUAAAAGGCUUACUUGGAGAAAUCAAGAACAGAUUUCUGGAGCCAGACUACCUGGAUUCAGAUCCUGGCUCUGCCACUUUCCACUGUGUGGCCACGGGUGACCCACUGACCUCUAUGCUCUAGGUGCUAUUGUGAGAAUCCAAUGACCUAACACAGAUAAAGUGAUUUAUAUAAGC
Messenger RNA from Ictidomys tridecemlineatus (thirteen-lined ground squirrel), 2555 nucleotides. The record is from RefSeq and is a predicted model, not a curated record. Lineage: Eukaryota; Metazoa; Chordata; Mammalia; Rodentia; Sciuridae.